Messenger RNA from Ambispora gerdemannii, 251 nucleotides. Lineage: Eukaryota; Fungi; Glomeromycota; Glomeromycetes; Archaeosporales; Ambisporaceae. The record is from the annotation of a GenBank genome assembly.
AUGGCUGACCUGAGACGAAAAGAAAGUUCAUUAACAGAUAACAAACGACGGAUGAUCAUCAGCGUUCACCGGUACUUUUCAGGUGCUCACAACAAGAAGGAGCAACAUCAAGCCAUGCCACUAUGCAAGCGUGUUGCAACAGCUCUUGGGAUUGGGGAGGGAACAGUUGCAAGAGUAAUUGCUGACUGGAACCAGAGAAAUGACAGCAAUUUUACAGCGCAUAAAAUGAUCAGCAGACCACUGUCACGAUC